UUUAAGAUAAUUUAUGGUUUAACCCAGUGAUGACAUGUUUCAUUCCAUUGUCAGGUUGCUUUUAAGAUGUAUCUGGGUGUCACCCCUACUGUGACUUGCAACAAUGCAAUGGGAAAUGAGUUUUCUCUCAUUCUGGCCAAGAAUCCCUUAGUGGACUUUGUGGAGGAGCUACCCGCAAGUCGAUCAUCUCUUUGCUAUUGCAGCCUGUUGUCUGGGACCAUCCGAGGUGCUCUGGAAAUGAUACACCUAGCAGCUGAAGUGAUUUUCCUUCAAGACACUCUGAAAGGAGAUGAUGUGACAGAAAUCCGAAUCACAUUCUUGAAGAAGGCUGAAACCAAAAAAUACAAGAGAAAUAAAUGAAACUGUUGUCUGAAAUAAUUAUAGGGUCAUCCAAGCCUUUGUAGCUGCCUACAAAGGGUAACCUUCCAAUACACCCAGAACAUGACUAAAAAUAAACAGUUUUUCUAGUCCAGGCCAUGCAUGCCCACAAGCUUGUUGGAGGAACAAGAAAUUAGCAUACAAUCCCCGCAAGGAAAUGUGUAAUGCUCCAAAAUGUAUUUAUUGCCAGGAACUGGAUGGUGAAUAUCCGUAAAAUCUCUGCUCCCUGAAAAAUAUCCUUGCAUGCUGCUUCAUAUUGGAGCUGUGCUACAUCUGUUUCAGUGAGGUAAAUUUCAGUGCUGUGAAGAACAAGGUUUUCUUAGGACUCUUAAGAGUGAUAAUUCUCCUGAGGAAUUGCCUGAGGGAACUUUCUCAGGCCAGAUAAUUCCAUGAAAUGUAGUAAUGCAACCACCAAACCUUUCCAUGUUUGUUACAGCUCCCUGCAAUGAAAAGGGUGAAUGAGAUAUAUAAAUAUAUUAUCUGAACCAAAUUGUGCAUGAAAUUAUAUCAGAAUGUAAAAUAUAUUUUUGCCUUCAUUUAUGAUAGAGGUUGACCAAAGUCGUCUUCUGACAUAGCAUUUAGUGAGCAAAAGGAGGAUCAAGACAUGGCUAAGAAAUGUAGCUUUCAUUUUGCAACUUUAACAGAAACAUGGCUUCUGAGAAGUAAUCCAUCUAAAGACUUCCAGAGCAAAAAUUCUAGGUUUUUGAAAACUAGGUAUUAUUAUUUUAAAAAAAAAAAACCUUGGAAAAUUCAAUUUCCAAGAAUCCUGAUUUGCAAUAUAUGGAUG
Molecule: messenger RNA, 1165 nt
Organism: Notechis scutatus (mainland tiger snake)
Lineage: Eukaryota; Metazoa; Chordata; Lepidosauria; Squamata; Elapidae
Source: RefSeq, a predicted model, not a curated record